UGGUGGCCUUGGAACUGAACUUGAACUAAAUGUCUGUUGGCUUUUUCUGUUUUACUGGUCUGCAGUCUAACCCUCGGCCUCUUGUAAUAAUAAUUAGAAGGAGCAGACACGAAGCGAGCGAAGUACACGUCAAACACUUACAGGACAUGCGCAUGCGCAGACACAGUCAACAAUGGACUGCAGGCGCCAAAUAGCUGAGUCAUGUAACCGGAUGUAGGAGAAUGUAAGAAGGAAAAACUCGGAUACUGAGUGACGGUGUGUUGCGUGUACAACAAAGCUGAAGGCUGGCGGACAAUCGGUACAGAAGAAACCGCUGUCGUUCGUCGCCCUGGAAACACACUCGCUCGCACCGGCCUUCGCGUCAAGUGUCGUCUGGUCUCGGGCCGACCUUUGACACUGCAAUUGACACGCUAUCGACACGCGCCGGCUCGACCCUUCAGCAGCACGGAUGUAGCUCCGUGGCCGGCAGUCAGGUUACCCAGGCACGCCUUUUGUUCAUCGCUGGUCUCCAGCCUGGCGACAGGGCCCUUGACAUCAACGACGAUAUCAAAAGUGGGAAGGAGAGAGAGAAAAAAAAGUAGCCCUCACCAAGGUCAAGGACGUCUCAGGUGAGCAGUUACUCGUGAGGUUACGGAGUGUCCUCAAGAGAAGAGCUUCGGGUCAUCGAGUGCACUCGAGGCACAGACACGCUUGGCUGAUGGUCCAGGAGCUGUCAAGCAGACCUAAGAUGGACGAAACACAGGCAGUGAACAACGGGGCCUCACCCGCCUCCAGGAAGUUGACAUCAAGCGACCAGUACCUUGAGCAUGCGCAGAAGGCCCCACAAGUUCAGAGGCCGGUUCGCACGUGCGCAGUCGUGUCUCUGUCCUUUCUGUUUGUGUACACAGCCAACCUCGCCAUCCAGAACCUUCAAAGUAGUCUGAACCAGGCGGAGGGCCUCGGCAUCACCUCUCUUGCCGCUUUGUACGGUGCCAUCAUUGUGUGCGGCACCAUGUCGCCUCUAGUUAUCAGGCUGCUGGGUGCCAAGCGGACCCUCCUGCUAGCCUGGGUGUUCCACGCGCUCUACACCCUCAGCAAUUUCUACCCGACUUUCCCCACUCUUUUGACUUCGUCGCUUCUGUUGGGAGCCAUCGCGGGCCCCAUGUGGACCGCACAGGGCCUCUUCAUCUCGGAAAGUGGACUGGCGUACGCUCAAUCACACCAGAUGGAACCGCACGAAGCGCUGAGCAAGUUCAGCGGAAUCUUCUUUGCCUGUUACGAAGCCACCCAGAUCACCGGAAGUCUCAUCACCAGCCUCGUGCUCAUGCGCGGAAACUACUCAGAAGUGAACAACACUGGUCGCAUCUGUGGAGCUGGUGUGUGUCCUGGUCAGGUGACCAACAGCACGCAGAUCGAGCAGCCGGAGCAGAGCCUCGUGUACCUGCUGCUGGGGAUAUUCCUGGCUUGUAACAUCCUGGGUCUUGCGCUCACAGCCGCCAUUUUGCCGGGGCUUGACAAGAGGCUGGAAACGUCGGCAGGUGAGAACACGUUGGGGUCGAGUGUGACAAGCUGCCUGUCCAUGAUGCUGGUGCCCCGGAUGUUGCUUCUCCUGCCAUUUUUCAUGGCCCAGGCAAUGAAUAGCGGCCUGCUGUUCGCCGAGUACACUCAAGCCUUCAUCAGCUGUUCCGUGGGUAUCCAGUGGGUGGGCUACGUCAUGGCCUCGUUCGGUGUUUUGACGGCUGCGCAGGCGCUGGGCCUUAACUUCCUGGCGCGCUACAUCGGGCGACAACUCUUGUUUCCUGCCGCGGCGCUGGCGGACAUGAGCGUGGCGGUGGCCAUGUUGCUGUGGAACCCUGUAGGUGCCGACGUGGGACUUUUUUUCAUCUUGCCCACAGUAUCAGGGUUCGCGGAAGGAAUUUUCCAAGCGCAGUUUUAUUCUCUGGUUGCUACGGUGUUUCCGACCCAACUGACGGGGGCCUUUGCAGCCUACCACACCUCCAAAGCCACUGCCUUCACCUUGACAUUCGUCCUAGCGCGGUUUCUAUGUCUACGAGAGAGAAUAUACUUCAUCCUGGCAUUUUCUGCCUUAGGACUGUGUGGUUACACUUCCGUGGAAGUGAUGAUCGCCAAACACAGGACAAAAGAAAAGACAAUCGUCGUGGAGCUGGCCGACACUAGGGCGUCGGAGAAGAGUCCUCUCAGGAAACGUAACUCUGACAGUCAGUCACUGAAUAAAAAUAAUAUUUAAAAAAACAA
Messenger RNA from Pomacea canaliculata, 2235 nucleotides. Its product is annotated as protein unc-93 homolog A-like. Bases 698 to 2227 code for a protein of 509 amino acids. The transcript is spliced from 8 exons. The record is from RefSeq and is a predicted model, not a curated record. Lineage: Eukaryota; Metazoa; Mollusca; Gastropoda; Architaenioglossa; Ampullariidae.